AAUCAAUACUCAGGCUAGAGUUUGCGCUUCGCUCAAGCUCAAUCACUUUAAUAUCUAGUUUACCAAUAGAGGUCUGUGCGUGUGGGCAACACGAUGGCUGAAGAUUCCUUGUUUGUCAGUGAUUACGAUGGUCCAUGUCCUCUGUGUGAGGAGGAUGAGCAGAGAGGGUAUUGUAGAUAUGGAAACACUGAGCAAGAUAAUGAGAGAGAAAUAAACAGUGAUGUAAAAGAGGUGGAAGACAAGGAGUCACAUGAGUUCAAGAGGGACUCUCAGGUGAAACUAGAGGAAAUAACUGAGGAGAAUUGGACAGCAGGUCAAGAACCUGAAGAUAGGAAAAUAGAGAUGGAAGAGGAAGAAAACAAAACUGAAGACGUCAAACAGAAAAAUGAAAAAGACACAGAGGAUGACGAAGAGACAAACAAGAAAGUAGAUCAUGUAGAAACCGGUGAAAAAUAUAUCAAAGAUGAGCAGGAAAGUACAUUAGGUUUCAAAAAUGAUGAAACAAAGACUGAUGCAGAGGCAAACGACUUGCUGGUGCCGCCUCUAGAGGAUGACUGUAUUUUGCAGAUGGGCCCAGACUGCACCAUAGACCUGGUGAUGGUGUGUGAUGAGUCGGUGGAGAGAUGUAUAAAUGAAGACCUUUUGUUAUGCCCCCCCAAAUCUUCAGAUCUGCCCCAGCAGCCCCCUAUAAUAUUCCCACCCAGACCGUUAUCUAUCACAUUACCCCCUCAAAAUACCACAGUACUCCCCUUUCAGCCCCAGUCUCUACUUCAACCUCACGUCCCACCACAGGCCCAGCUGGAGGCCCCAUGCUUGGGCAAAUGGCCCUAUGGAAGCAGCACCGAUGUACCCACCGGACAGCUGGAGGUGACGCUGCGGCAGGUGUACAGCACUCGCCGCUACACCCGUUUUGCCAGCAGAGCGGCCCCUCUCAUACCUCUGGCCUCAGUUGGUGGACAAACCAGCAGUCAGGCUUUACCCUCUAUCAGCAUGGAUGCUCCUCUAAUGCCUCCGAAGAAGAAAACCCGCACCUUCUACAGCACCGAUCAGUUGGAGGAGCUGGAGCGUGUGUUUCAGGACGAUCACUACCCUGAUGGAGACAAGAGAAAGGAGAUCGCUGCCGCCAUUGGUGUUACGCCCCAGAGAAUCAUGGUGUGGUUUCAGAACCGUAGAGCCAAAUGGAGAAAAACAGCAAAAAAAACUCCAGCUAGUCAGGGUCAACCUUCUGUCCAGGUCAACAGGUCACAAAUUCCCUCAGCUCCUGCUGUUACAUCUCAGCAUGCCAAACCUGGAAACACACUUCCCCCCUACAGUACCAUCCGGACCAGCUGCACUAGUCCACCAGGUCCAGCUUGUGUUGAUGUGGCACCUUGUGUGUCUCAAGGAGGUUUUUUGGAGUACAUGCCCCCUCCCAUGCACAGUCCUCCUCCGAUACGGCGUGCUUCCUUGCCUCUCAUCACGGCAUACAACCCCCCUUCUCAUACCGUGUCCCUGCUGCUGGACACACCUGAACACAGUGAGCCCAGCUCUGCAGACACAAUGCCACUGAGUUUGCAGACCGACACCGGGUUUGACUAUGACGGCUUGGGAACCUCUGUAAAGCUGGACUACAUGACUUCUGCUCCACAGAACAGCACUUUCAAUUUCCAGCUCAACACAUUUCCUCAACAGUCUAACACUUUAUUAACUCAGCAGACAAAUAGUCUCCUACCUCAGCAAACAAACACAUUGUUACCCCAGCAAACCAGUUGUCUUAUGCCCCAACAGUCCAGCACAAUAUUGCCCCAGUACUCCCACCUGUCGUACCUCACGCCCUCUCCCUACCUCACACCCAACCCCACAGAGAGCAGCAGUGCUCCUUAUCUGCCCCUCACGACAGGAACCAACAACACUCUGCCCACAUACACCAGCAGCGGACAUGCGUAUCUCCAGUCUCAAACUGGCAACCAGAUACUGCUUCAAUCAGGAGUUCAUGCAUUUCAGGCUUACCCUUGGACAACUGACAUAUAUAGUCAGUCGGGUCAGUAUACACAGGCGGUAUUUCGGCCACAGUUAUCAUCACAGGGUCACGAGAGCCAAUACUCCCAGCUCCUGCCCCAGCAGCACUACGUUCAGUUCGAAGGAGCGCCGCCGCAACCCAGCCUACCUAAACCCGCCCCUGACCCCCUUCUGCCCAAUGUCAAAGUAGAGUCUGAAGACAUGGGCCACAGCCAGCCAAUCAGAGUCAGUGAGGCAGAGCCCAACUUUCAUUGCGAUUUCUCACCAAUCAACUUUUAACAACAGCAGGGUACUGACUGUGAAGAUCUGCAAGCAAUAUUUUCAUUUCUUUAUAUGUUUGUCUUCUGUUUUUUUGUUGU
Sinocyclocheilus anshuiensis is the source of this 2357-nucleotide messenger RNA. RefSeq lists its product as uncharacterized. Bases 94 to 2277 code for a protein of 727 amino acids. Gene Ontology annotation, molecular function: RNA polymerase II cis-regulatory region sequence-specific DNA binding; DNA-binding transcription factor activity, RNA polymerase II-specific. Gene Ontology annotation, biological process: regulation of transcription by RNA polymerase II. The record is from RefSeq and is a predicted model, not a curated record. Lineage: Eukaryota; Metazoa; Chordata; Actinopteri; Cypriniformes; Cyprinidae. The transcript has 9 exons.